Messenger RNA from Hirundo rustica (Barn swallow), 3348 nucleotides. RefSeq names its product tetraspanin-7-like. Lineage: Eukaryota; Metazoa; Chordata; Aves; Passeriformes; Hirundinidae. The coding region runs from base 16 to 732 and encodes 238 amino acids. The record is from RefSeq and is a predicted model, not a curated record. The transcript has a single exon. Gene Ontology annotation, cellular component: membrane.
GGGCCCGAGGGCACCAUGACCCUGCUCAGGCUGUCUCUCAUGGCCUUCAGCUUCGUCUUCUGGGCAGCGGGGCUGACCAUGCUCAUCAUCGGCCUCUGGGCCAAGGUGUCUCUGGGCAAUUACUUGGCGCUGUCUGCCAGCGGCUACCCCAGCGCCCCCGCCAUCCUCUUGGCCACCGGCCUGGCCGUCAUCAUCUGGGGCUUCCUGGGGUGCUUCGGCGCCGCUACGGAGCACCGGGGACUGCUGCGCGCCUACAGCGCCUUCCUGGCCGCCGUGCUGGCGGCCGGGCUGGCGGCCGGGCUCUCGGCGCUCCUGUACCGCCAGACCCUGGCGCAGGGCUUCCAGGAGGGGCUGCGCCAGGCGCUGCUGGCCUACGGGGAGGACGACGGGGUGGCGGACGCCCUGGACGCGCUGCAGCGCGCCCUGUCCUGCUGCGGUGUAGAGAGCUACCGCGACUGGCUCGCCUCGCCCUGGGGGCUGGAGCAGAACGGCUCGGUGCCCCUCAGCUGCUGCCGGGCCCGCCGCGGCUGCCAGCGCAGCCCGCCCGACCCGCGCAGGCUGCACGGCGACGGCUGCUUCGGCAGGGUGUCCGCCUUCGUCGGCAGCAACAUGUUUUAUGUUGCCACUGCUGCCCUGGGGCUGGCACUGAUGCAGCUCAUCGGUAUUGUGCUGGCCUGCCUGCUGGCUGCCCGCGUCCAUGCCCACCUGCUGGGCAUCACCACCACUCGCUGAGAUCCUCCCACUCCUGCCCCUUGUACCGUCCAGCUCCCUUCUUUCCCACAGAACUGAGUACAUCCCACCGGGAAGACCCUUCCUUCAUAUUCAUCAUUUCCACUUGAGCAUCCCCCUCCAGGCUCCAUUCCUAUGGAGUUUGUGUUAGGUGUGCUAAGAGCAUCUCAAGUCCCUCAGAAGGGAAGGUGCCUCCUGUCCUGGCCAUGUCUUGCAGAGCAGCAGGUCCCCACUGGAACCUCUGGACCACUUCUGCAGUGAAUGGUGGACAGACAUCACUCACUGAGGCAGCAGGAACAUCUGAGGCAAGGCUGACCUGUUCUCGGGGUGAUGUUAACACCAAUGCACCGAAAUGUGGACCAGGAAAGAGGAGACGGUCUUGAGAGAGCAAGAGAGGUUUCUCUUGGCAUUACACCAUGUGAGUAUUCCUCUGAGAUUGAAAAAUGAUGUUACUGGAAAACUACUGGAGUGGAUGAGGGGCAGGCCUGGUCCUGGGGGCACCCAGACAGCCAUGCCAGCAGCUGACACUGGGAGCUGCUUGAGGGACUGUCCAGCUCCGUGCAUCCCAUUGCCGCAAAGACAUCCUACCUUCCAGCAUAUUUGAGCCGUCCAGCUGCUACGGGCGCUUUUCCCGCUGUCGGUGUUUCCAAUGCCAAUUUCUAUCUAAAGGUGGAGCUGCAGCUCUAAGAGUUACUCCCUCCUUCAGGCUGUGCCUGUCCUCUUAGCCAGUGUGUCACUGGUUAUGUAUAUCUUCGCAGGGCUGAAAAGACCUAAGACCUGGGUCUCUGUCCUACAGAAAGAUGGCAAAAACUGUAGGAUCAGAUAUGAUGAGGGGUGGGUUCAUUGCCCUUCAGAAGUUUGCUUUGGACUUUUACUGUUAACAUCAGGAUGAAUGGAACAGGCUGUUUCAUAGAAGGGUUUCUGAAAAAACAGUCCUCAGACUCUGACAUUUUUCUCCUCCCAGAGGAUCUGUCUCUGAAGUGUGCCCCUCAUGCCCCUCACCUACGUUUUUGAAGCCAGAUCUGUAUACAACUUGAGAGUAAAUGGAGAAUCCCCAAGACUUGCUCUGUAGCCCUGGGUGUUUUCAGGUCAGGCAGCAACAUAAAUCUCCAAGAUUUUGGUUUUUUUUUUUUCCACAAAAGAUUAUGGUUUGCAUUUGGAGUUUGAGGAAAAGCAAGCCAUGCACUUCAGAGGGUCCUGAACUUUCAGAGCUUCCCUUUGGCUUCUUUCCACUUCCUUAAAACUCUACUUUUACGUAUUUCUUUACCUUGGAGCACAAAGACAUGCCCACCUUCACCAGCAAAUGGGGGAGGAAUGAUCUCAGAAAAGAAUCAAAGAACCACAAAGGAACUCAGAACAUGGCAUCUCUUAGGAAUGUGACUUGCAAAGCUGUGGAGAAUGAUCAAAUGAGUAAAGAAGAUGACUGGUAGCUUCAUGGGAGAAGAGGAGCAAUCGUGGAGGAAAGGCUUUUUUCAUGUAUUAGGUGGCUAUUUAGCUAUGAUAAUCAUGUUUCAGGUUAACAGUGUAGUGGGAACAGUCUUCUCAGUCAUUUGGGUAUUCAUCUGCAUAGGUGAACCCUGGAAAGGUGUUAGGAAUCUCUCUUUAUAGGGAAAACAGUGCUUUAUUUUUGAGGGCUGAUGUUUAUUAUUUUACAAAAUAUAUUUUGUAUUUUUGCUUGUAAAUGUCCCUGUAUUUGUUUGUUUGUUUGUUUGUUUGUUUGUUUUUAGUUAUGCAAUAGUGGAGCUCCUGUUAUUUUCUGGAAGUCAAGAUUAUGUUGUACAGUUUUAACAAUGGGCAAAAGGGAUGGUUUGUAUGGUAAAUGGUACUCAAGAAAUAAGUAACUGCUGUUCUGCUAAGAGCAGAACAGGUUACUGUGUCAACUCAGAGCAUUUGCAUUGUGGACAUUUGAAUGUCCACACAAGGUGCAACUAAAUGUAAGUGAAAUUAAAUAAUGUACUUUGAAAUGUAGAGACAAAAGCAUGUUGUGGGGUUUUAAAAUUAUUAUUAAAAAGAUCCAUUAUAGCUGCAAUAAAACAGACAUUGUGGGGAGUGUGGGAAAGGGACAUGGAAUUGCACUAGGUUUAUAAAAAGAUCUUACUUAUUUGAGUUAAUAGGCUCUGAAAUUUUACAAGAAUAUGACAUUGCUCUAUUUUUACUCCACUGAUGACUAAAAUGAUUUCUGAUUUUCACCCUUGUUGCUUUAUGUGACACAUAGCAGUUGGUCAGAAUGAAGUACUCUGUUAAAGUACUUCAUUCAAGCAUAGUGUAAACGCACUUCAGUGAAUUUGUUCUGGUUUUAAGUUGCUAAGAAUAUAAAAAUAGGAAUAACAGCAAGUUUGAAGCAUACCAGUAUAUGUUUGUAUAGUGGUUGGGUCUGAAUCUGAGGACAUCAGCAGAAUGUACUGAAAAAUUUAAAAUGUAACCCAUCACUUUGCACUCUUGGUCUAAAAUAGGAUAAACCUUGGCAAUGAUCACAUUAAAUGCUAAAUGUAUCACCAAAGAUUUAAUGAACUGUCUGUGUUACUUGAAUGUUUAUUGCCAGUUCCUAGAAUUAGCUUUUGUAAUUGUAAGAAAGAAGUGUCAUUUUUCUCUAAUUAAUUUCCAGAUUAAAAAAUUCCC